Messenger RNA from Rana temporaria (common frog), 4361 nucleotides. Its product is annotated as interferon-induced, double-stranded RNA-activated protein kinase-like. The transcript has 18 exons. Gene Ontology annotation, biological process: protein phosphorylation. Bases 121 to 1791 code for a protein of 556 amino acids. The record is from RefSeq and is a predicted model, not a curated record. Gene Ontology annotation, molecular function: ATP binding; protein kinase activity. Lineage: Eukaryota; Metazoa; Chordata; Amphibia; Anura; Ranidae.
AUGAACAGGCGUGGCUUGAUGUGUCAGGGAGUCCAGCCGCUGCUUACCUUGUAUCAGUGAGGCGUCGUACCUGGAGGACGUCGGUACAUCUUUACAGGAAGUGACUGCAUUGACUUGACAAUGGGAGAACAGAAUUUUAAAGGACAGCUUAUAGCCUAUUGUAACAAAUUGGAACUCGCUUAUAGAUUUGGAGAGCCAUUUUCGACUGGUCCAUCUCAUGAUCCAAGAUUUACUUAUUCUGUUUUUGUCAACAAUGAAAAGGUUGGAGAAGGAGAAGAUAAAAAGAAAAGAACAGCUGCUAACAUUGCAGCCAAAAUGGCUUUGAUGUCCUUACAAAAGCGAGAACAUAAACCAAACCAGGUGCAGCAUGAGACGGCUCGGCGCUCUGAACCCGUUGUUCACCCAAUGACUUCUGCUUCAGGCACAAGCACUGAACACAGUACAGUAAAUGGUGUCGCAAGUAAAUUGGAGGAGUUCCCAAACUACGUAGGAAGAUUUAAUGAGUAUUGUCAGAAAAGGGGAUUUAGAUGUUACAGUUUUGUGGAUGCUCGAAGAGGGCCUGAUCAUAUUCCUGAGUUUUUCUGCAGUGCCGUUAUUGAUGAGCGAACGUUUCCUGAAGCUAAAGGGAAAAAUAAGAAAGACGCAAAACAGAAUGCUGCACGUUUGGCCUUGAAGGUCCUUAAGAUGAAGGAACCUACCAAUGUUCAGUUACAACAGAUCCCAGGGCUAGAUGAUGCAGAUCUGAUGCAAGCAACAAGUACUUCUGAAUCCCAAAGUGCCAACAAAAUGUCUUCAAGCCUAAAGAUGUCCGAAAAUUUACCUUCAAAGCCAAUAACAACCGCUCAGCCGUCAUGCACUGAAACCCCAAUUCACCCAAGCAAACCUCACAGGCGAAUAGCAGCCAACUUCUCAAAUCAAGAACAAGUAAAUGAUAAACCCACUGAAGACAAAUUAUUUCUUCAGGAUUUUGACAACAUAAUAAGACUCGGUUCUGGUGGAUAUGGAACAGUUUUUAAAGCCAGAAAAAAAUUGGAUCAAAAGGACUAUGCUGUUAAAAAAGUAAAGCGACGCUCAGAAAAAGAUGUCUCCGAGGUUAAAGCUUUAGCUGUUUUAGAGCAUCCACAUAUUGUUCGAUACUACCAUUCCUGGAGUGGCGAAGAUUUAUUUUCUGAUGAAAGCUGCAGUGGAGACGGCCAGAACCAGAAGCUAAAAUGCCUGUUCAUACAAAUGGAAUGGUGUGCAAAAGGAACAUUGGAAGACUGGAUAGAAAGCAUGGAAAAAAUUGAUAAGCUCAAGAGUCUUGAUAUUUUCCAACAAAUAGUGGAUGGAGUGGCGUACAUUCAUUCUAAAAAAUUGAUUCACAGAGAUCUAAAACCUCCAAAUAUUUUGUUUGCAGAAGAUAUGGUAGUAAAGAUAGCAGAUUUUGGUCUGGUUACGCCAAUAAGUGAAAAAAUUGAGACCCCCCAAUUACUGAGGACUGUAAAAAUGGGAACCAAACGUUACAUGGCUCCAGAACAGGAAAACGACACUUAUGAAAAUGAAGUAGAUAUCUUUGCUUUGGGAUUAAUACUGGUUGAACUGUUCUGCAAGUUCGGCAGUUGCCACGCUAAGCAAAAAGAGUGGGAAAAAUUGCGUAAUGCUGACCUACCACCAGAAUUGGCCAUCCAAUUUCCUUUUGAGGCAUCCAGAAUCAAGUUAAUGUUGUCAAAGGAUCCGAAAAAAAGGCCAACAGCUGUCUUCUUAAAGGAGUAUUUUAAAUCCAAGUCUGUUUUCCAUUCAAACACACUAUGAAAUUACUUAAUGAAUGAAAUCCCUUUAUUUUGUUGGGAGAAGACAAAUGAAAGAAAGCGUUUAUUGUAAAAUGUAAUAUGAGCUUUGUGAUUGACUUUUCAGCUGGUAUAGCACUUGUAGAUUAUGUAGAUCCAUUUUAACCUUAUUCAUCUCAUCGUGUACUUUUGACAAUGAAAUAAUGGAGCAUUCUCUAAUAAUAAUGGGAAUUGAAAGGUCAUGGUAAAGUAUAAGUGGUAGCUAAAAAAAUAUAUGUUUGUGCCUAAAAAGCAUAUAUGGGUUUUCUAUAAAGCACAUUUUCUGAUGCUUUAUAUACUGAAGAAAUUAUAAAGCUGCUAAUAUGAAAGUUUUUUAUCACGCAGUAGACACUUUCUUGAUUAUUUUGGAGUUUUUACCAUGAUCAUGUUCAUUUUAGAUAGACAUUUUGGUGUCAUCACAUCCUAUAACUGCUAUCAGGACCGGAAUCUAUUGGUUUGGAAGCACCACACAGACAAUAAUAAAAAAAAUCUUUACAAUUCUGCAGACUCUCUCUGCAUCAUCUUGAGAUGAUUGGUAGAGAUGUGACACUGUUGUACUCAUGCUGAAGUUGCAGAGUCUGCACAUGAGCACUGUCUUAGGAGAACGCAGAUAUUUUCCACAUAGCAUGGCACCUUUUACGUUUUAUUUUUUUGCUGACAAGUCCACUAAACUAUUAGUAUGCCUCUGUUGUAAAGAUAAUGCAUUUCUGUGUUAAUUAACUGUGAUGGAUAUUCUGUGCAUAACAUAAUAUGCCGUGACUGAGCCUUGAUUGAAAAUCAGCUUAAAGAGGCUUUGCUACUUGAGUGAAGAAGGGCAAACUGCUGUAAGUAUGAGGUGCAUGCACCUAGAAGCUCCUACACAUACCUGCAGCAACCUCCCAAGCCUUCUUUUCACAGGCUUAAUCUCAGGCCCUUCGUUAUGAUAAAGCUUUUGCACUCUUUGAUGAUGUCAAAGCUUGUCUACCCUCUGCACAUUUUUAUUGAUCACUGAGGCUGCCCAACUUUGUGAUGGCCCAGUAGGAAUGUAAGGGUGUGGCGCUUAUUGACCAACCCUGAUACUACCCAGUAAUUAUGGUAGGAAGCUUUACUUAUGCAGAAAGGCCUGGCAUUUGGCCAUAACAUGAAAGUUUUGGAGACUGUUACAGGUAUGUACAUGUGUCUCUCGAUGACUGCAUUUCAUAUGUGCAUUGUUUUCUUCCCCUCCCUCAAUCGCUUUAAAAGCUAAGUGAAAGCCACAUAACCGCUUGUUUAAAAUCUCAGUUCUUCAUCACACCCCCUAUGAAAAGUACUGCUGGGUCUCCAUAGCCUUCAAUGUAAGGCCCAUCUGUCGUUAGUCUGAGGUUUGAACAGUGCAUGAAAUGGUUGGUGUGCAGAAACACUGGGAACAUUUUUUGAAGAAGGGCUGUGCAGCUGUGGGGAGGCCACACCACUAAGACACAUCUAAAUUCAGUAUGGAAGGUGGUGGGUUAGGAUAAGUGCACUACAAAUGUGCUUGUCCUAGGAUGUUUUGUGUACAGAAUGUAUUGGCAUUGCAAUGGUAGUGAGUAUAUAACAAUUUUUUUUUUUUUUGCCCAGUUGUAUUUGAUGAUUUUCUUUGCACCUUCUGGCAUACUAUUGAGACUAGGUUUUGGUAUCUGUCUUGAUUGCUUUGGGCAAUACAAGCUAUUUUAAAGACACAACGAAGCUGAAAGAUGUUAUAUUGACAGUUGAAAUACAUAUAAACAAACCUUUUACUUUUCAAAGUAUUUAUAAUUCUGGGCAGCCAUUUUUGUGAUCCAGGCACCACUGCUGGAAAGUAAAAACAUAUCAAACUUUUUCUGCUCUCUCCUAUUGACAGAAUGUUAACUGUCAGCACAUGAGCAUGCGUCAGAACCUGAUUUUCCUAGUGUUGGCCUUCACACAGAGAGCAAUUGUGCAGGUGAAAUUAGAGGGCUGAUUUAAUUGAAACCUAUCUCCAAUAAUUUUUUUGGUUUGUUCAUUGAAUGCCACAGUGGAAAUCUUCAGGUUUUGGCCAUAGAGUUAUAGCUCCACCUUCAGGAGUAGAACACCAGGCAUAAAAAAAAAAAGCACAUCGCUGAUCGCCAAACCCCCAUCUGUUAGAGGCAGGUCAGUUGUCACUGGGCGAAAAGUUACAUAAUAUAGAUUUUUGGGAUCUCCCCAGCUCAGCCAAUGAGCACAUGUGUAGGUCCUUGUAAAUCGUUUGCUCUCCUGGAUUGGGGCAGCCUUUGAUUCCCCCACCCCCUGUGGGGAGGGGGGCACUCAUAUGGUCAAGUGACAAGGAGAAGGUACCCUCUUUCAUCCUAUUGGGAUGUGGUAAAGUAUAUAUCCUUCUUUAUAUGACUCCGUGUGGCCCCUGGGUGGCUUGGAGCAGUUUGUGUAUAUCCUUUUCCUAUCUGCUUCCCCUCCUCGUGGAAUACUUGAGGCUUGGGUCAUGUGUUGAACUAUAGGACACAGCACCCACUCUCUAGUUAUGUCUGUGACCAGUUGUUGCCUUAAAGGAACACUAAAGUUAAAAAAAAAUCUUGUAAAAUAACAAACAUGUCAUACUUACCUCCA